Molecule: messenger RNA, 2173 nt
Organism: Mercenaria mercenaria
Lineage: Eukaryota; Metazoa; Mollusca; Bivalvia; Venerida; Veneridae
Product: ER membrane protein complex subunit 6-like
Exons: 4
Coding region: 10-414 (134 amino acids)
Biological process (GO): autophagosome assembly; protein folding in endoplasmic reticulum
Cellular component (GO): EMC complex; endoplasmic reticulum; membrane
Source: RefSeq, a predicted model, not a curated record
GAUUGAAACAUGGUUCAUGUUUUCCUGAAAAAUGUUGUCGCCGGAGUUACUUCCCUUGCAAAAAUGGCGACUACCAUUGCGGUGAAAACGAAGCAGAAAACUAAACGAGAACCAACAGCUUAUAAUGAGUUAGCAGUACGUACCAACAAUGGAAUAUUGGAUUACUGUAGAACAUCAAUGUCGUCUCUAUCUGGAGCCGCUGCCGGUGUCCUUGGUCUUACAGGCCUUUAUGGAUUUGCUUUCUACUUUAUCAUGGCUUUUGCAUUAUCAUUUUUCCUGAUGAUGAAAGCUGGUACAAGUUGGAAUAAAUAUUUUAUAUCAAGGCGAGAUCUUGUCACAAAAGGUUUAUUUGGCGGUCUUUUUACAUAUGUUUUAUGUUGGACAUUUCUAUAUGGGAUGGUGCAUGUAUACUGAAUUCUUCAUGGUCAUAAAGUAGUUCCAGCAAGCAAAGAUGUAUUUGUAUCAAAAGAAGAUAAAGAGUUCCAUACUAAGCGGGGAUAUUAAACAUCUGUAUGCAGAAAUAUUCUUGACUACAAAAUUCUUUUGUUAUAUCAGAAGAAAAUAAACAAAUUUAUUUUCAUUUCCUAUUCCUUUUUAGCAGCUUCACAUUUUACUAGCACUAUCAUUGCCAGCUGAUAUCUCAAAAACUUUGCCUGUUUGGGCAAAUUUUUAACUCCAUUACAUGUAUUAUUUAACAUGUGUACUGGGGGUAUAUGUACAAACAUACUUGAUUCUGAAAAGAAGUAUUUAAAAAAAUGUUUUUCACUUGAAUAUUACUGAAUCAAAAUAUUACUUUUUUUAUAUCAACAGAAACUUUAUGCGCCCAGUUUAAUAACACUUUACUUUAAAAUUAUAAACAUUUAUGUUGACAUUAUAACCUUAGUUUAAAAGUAUGUUUGAACAUUUGCUUGUGUAAUGUUAGUCUUAUUUGUAUGAUCAUCAUAAUGAUGUGACCUGUCAUAUUAUUAUUUUGUUUUAUAUACUAUGAUUAUUGAUGCUUUGUGCAUGGGCCAUAAAUGAAUUAUUACAAAUAAAGACAUGAUCUAUCUAUAUUACAUCAUUCUAUACUCCUGAAAAUUUGAACUCUGUUAUUUUAAGCAAAGUUGCAACAAUAGCAGUUUAGGUACUGCUGUCAUUUGAUAUCAGGUAUAGCCAAUUGAAAAUUUUGCAGUUAAAUUUUAGGCUUAAAGUGUUGAUAAAUAUAGGCUCAGAUAUUUGUUUACUGGAUAUAAACCCUGUAAAACAAUAUAUCAGUGUCAUUUUUAUACGCCCUUCUCUGAAAGAGCGGGGUGUAUUAUGUGAACACCCAUGGCGGGCAGUCAGCAUCCAAAAGCAUGUCUGCUCUCUAACUCAAACAGUUUUCAUCCGAUCUUCACCAAACUUGAUGACAAUGUUUGUGGGCAUAAUAUCUCAGCCAAGUUCGAUAACCAGCAAAAUCGCCCCAGUCACUCUUGAAUUAUGGCCCUUGAAUUACUAGAGAGAAAAAAAUCUGCAUAUUUAGCCUUGUACGCUCUCUUAGUCAAACAGUUUUCAUUGGAUCCUCCACAAAAUUGCAGAUAAUGUUUGAGGGCAUGAUAUCUCAGCCAAGUUCGAUAACCAGUUAAAUCGCCCCAGGCACUCCUGGAUUAUGGCCCUUGAAUUACUAGAAAUCUGCGAAUUUAGCCUUGUCUGCUCACUAAGUCGAGCAGUUUUCAUCUGAUCUUCACCAAACUUGCUGACAAUGUUUGUGGGCAUAAUAUCUCGGCCAGGUUUGAUAACCAGCCAACUUGCCCCAGGCACUCUUGGAUUAUGGCCCUUGAAUUAGGCCAAGUUCGAUGACAGCAUAUUUUGUGACAGUCUGCCACUCUUGUUAUGAUAACACAUAAAUUUAAGAUAUAAAGAAUGUAAUUUCUGAACCUGAAUAUCAUGAACAGAUCAUGUAGGGAAAAAAACAUCCAACCAAAUAUUUUCAGUAAGGAAACCGAAAGUAGAACUACCACAAGUCAGGAAUAAUAUUGAUGAAUAUAUUGGGACCAUUGUAUGAAUAUAGCUUCAAAUUUGAGCCUCUUUGAAUCAGUUUCACACCACGUUGUAUUUCAGUCAUUGUGCAAUGAAUUAAUGUUGAUGAUGUAUUGUGUAUUUAUAAAAUUUUGCAUUUAUACUGUUACGAACAUGAAUAAAUGAUAAAACUGUC